Messenger RNA from Caenorhabditis angaria, 1040 nucleotides. NCBI's taxonomy places the organism in Eukaryota, Metazoa, Nematoda, Chromadorea, Rhabditida, Rhabditidae. The record is from the annotation of a GenBank genome assembly.
AUGUCUUCGACAUUUUUAUCGGUGGCCGCCGGCAUUUCGGGAAUUGUUGUGAUUGGCGCGGUUUUUAGCGUUUUUCACAUUUUCGCCGAUAUUAACAGUUUUGUUAAUGAUGCUCAGAGGGAUUUGAAGGAGUUUAAGGUAAGAUUUAGGGGUAGGCUUAAGGGCUUUAGGGCUUUAGGCUUCUUCAUCUCACGAAAUUCUAGGGCUAUGCGGACGACGCUUGGAACUCGAUGAUGGUCGAAGACUCGAACCGCUUCGCCAGAUCAGUCUUCCGUCAACGUCAACGCAAACAAGCCUCAAACCCCAACUGCAACUGCGGACCACAAGCUCAAAACUGCCCAGCUGGACCACCAGGACCUCCAGGUCCACCAGGAGAUCGUGGACUCGACGGACAACCAGGUUCAGGUGGAAAGCCAGGAGGUCCAGGUAUCGCUGUCGCUCGACCAGUCAAGCAAACUGCAUGCAUCCCAUGUCCACAAGGUUCACCAGGAGCUCCAGGACAACCAGGACAACCUGGACCAGCUGGACCAAACGGGCAACCAGGAGCCCCAGGAUUUGGAGGAGGACAAGGGCCACCAGGACCACCAGGACCACCAGGAGACAAUGGAGCACCAGGAAACCCAGGAUCACCAGGACAACCUGGACAACAAGGACAAUCUGGACAACGUAGUCGUGGACUUCCAGGCCCAGCCGGACCAUCGGGACAACCAGGACAACCAGGAGCCCCAGGGCAACCAGGAAACGGCGGAGGCCCAGGACAACCAGGUUCACCUGGACCAGCCGGACCAUCAGGACAACCAGGUCAACCAGGACAACCAGGACAACCCGGGCCACCAGGAAACCCAGGUGCUCCAGGAUCGGACGCCGCCUAUUGCCCAUGCCCAUCGAGAAGCGGAAGCGUACCGGUUAGCGGCGGAUUCGCCACUCAAGACUACCGCAGACGUGCUGCGGUUCAUCGCAAUGUUGCUGCGGCUCGUGUUGUCAAACGUCGUCGUGUUGCCAAGAAACGUGUGGCAGCCAGAAGACAUGUUCAAGCCUAA